Molecule: messenger RNA, 6860 nt
Organism: Piliocolobus tephrosceles (Ugandan red Colobus)
Lineage: Eukaryota; Metazoa; Chordata; Mammalia; Primates; Cercopithecidae
Gene: LMO7
Product: LIM domain 7
Exons: 29
Coding region: 735-4931 (1398 amino acids)
Biological process (GO): regulation of cell adhesion; regulation of signaling
Molecular function (GO): protein binding
Source: RefSeq, a predicted model, not a curated record
AGAUUCCAGGUGUGGUAUUCCACAGUCGUUCUGUAAUUUGUAAUCAUAGAAACAGAAUGUUCCUCCUCUUAUUUCUUCCCUGCCAACAGUUUCUGGGUGGGUGAAUGUCAGUAGCUGGAGUUAUUUUUAAAGAGGAGAGGUGAGGCUUGCCGGGCAAAGCUGGGAAGAGGGCGUUUGUUUGCAGAGCAGAGCUGACAUCAAAGUGUAGAUUACUGCUCAGUGGCUAGGCACUUGUCCUGUAACAGGAUAAUAUAAACGUUUUCUUGAAAGCUUGUGAACAGAUUGGAUUGAAAGAAGCCCAGCUUUUCCAUCCUGGAGAUCUACAGGAUUUAUCAAAUCGAGUCACUGUCAAGCAAGAAGAGACUGAUAGGAGAGUGAAAAAUGUUUUGAUAACAUUGUACUGGCUGGGAAGAAAAGCACAAAGCAACCCAUACUAUAAUGGUCCCCAUCUUAAUUUGAAAGCGUUUGAGAAUCUUUUAGGACAAGCUCUGACGAAGGCACUCGAAGACUCCAGCUUCCUGAAAAGAAGUGGCAGGGACAGUGGCUACGGUGACAUCUGGUGUCCUGAACGUGGAGAAUUUCUUGCUCCUCCAAAGCACCAUAAGAGAGAAGAUUCCUUUGAAAGCUUGGACUCUUUGGGCUCGAGGUCAUUGACAAGCUGCUCCUCUGAUAUCACGUUGAGAGGGGGGCGUGAAGGUUUUGAAAGUGACACAGAUUUGGAAUUUACAUUCAAGAUGCAAGAUUAUAAUAAAGAUGAUAUGUCGUAUCGAAGGAUUUCAGCUGUUGAGCCAAAGACUGCGUUACCCUUCAAUCGUUUUUUACCCAACAAAAGUAGACAGCCAUCCUAUGUACCAGCACCUCUGAGGAAGAAAAAGCUGGACAAACAUGAGGAUAACAGAAGAAGCUGGGCAAGCCCGGUUUAUACAGAAGCAGAUGGAACAUUUUCGAGUAAUCAGAGGAGGAUUUGGGGCACCAAUAUGGAGAACUGGCCAACUGUACAAGGAACUUCAAAGUCCUCUUGUUAUUUGGAAGAGGAAAAAGCAAAGACAAGAAGCAUACCCAACAUUGUAAAGGAUGAUCUUUAUGUGCGCAAGCUCAGUCCAGUCAUACCAAACCCAGGGAAUGCUUUUGAUCAGUUUCUUCCCAAAUGUUGGACCCCAGAAGAUGUGAACUGGAAAAGAAUAAAAAGGGAAACUUAUAAGCCAUGGUAUAAAGAAUUUCAGGGAUUCAGUCAGUUUUUACUGCUUCAGGCCCUCCAAACAUACUCUGAUGACAUCUUGUCUUCUGAAACACAUACUAAAAUUGAUCCCACUUCUGGCCCAAGGCUCAUAACCCGCAGGAAGAAUCUCUCUUAUGCACCAGGCUAUAGAAGAGAUGAGCUGGAGAUGGCGGCCCUGGAUCCUGACUUAGAGAAUGAUGAUUUCUUUGUCAGAAAGACUGGGGCUUUCCAUGCAAAUCCAUAUGUUCUCCGAGCUUUUGAAGACUUUAGAAAGUUCUCUGAGCAAGAUGAUUCUGUAGAACGAGAUAUAAUUUUACAGUGUAGAGAAGGUGAACUUGUACUUCCGGAUUUGGAAAAAGAUGAUAUGAUUGUUCGCCGAAUUCCAGCACAGAAGAAAGAAGUACCACUGUCCGGGGCUCCAGAUAGAUACCACCCAGUCCCUUUCCCCGAACCCUGGACUCUUCCUCCAGAAAUUCAAGCAAAAUUUCUCUGUGUACUUGAAAGGACAUGCCCAUCCAAAGAAAAAAGUAAUAGCUGUAGAAUAUUAGUUCCUUCAUAUCGGCAGAAGAAAGAUGACAUGCUGACACGUAAGAUUCAGUCCUGGAAACUGGGAACUACCGUGCCUCCCGUCAGUUUCACCCCUGGCCCCUGCAGUGAGGCCGACUUGCAGAGAUGGGAGGCCAUCCGGGAGGCCAGCAGACUUAGGCACAAGAAAAGGCUGAUGGUGGAGAGACUCUUUCAAAAGAUUUAUGGUGAGAAUGGGAGUAAGUCCAUGAGCGAUGUCAGCCCAGAGGAUGUUCAAAACUUGCGUCAGCUGCGUUAUGAGGAGAUGCAGAAAAUAAAAUCACAAUUAAAAGAACAAGAUCAGAAAUGGCAGGAUGACCUUGCAAAAUGGAAAGAUCGUCGAAAAAGUUACACUUCAGAUCUGCAGAAGAAAAAAGAAGAGAGGGAAGAAAUUGAAAAGCAGGCACUUGAGAAGUCUGAGAGAAGCUCUAAGACGUUUAAGGAAAUGCUGCAGGACAGGGAAUCCCAAAAUCAAAAGUCUACAGUUCCUUCGAGAAGGAGAAUGUAUUCUUUUGAUGAUGUGCUGGAUGAAGAGAAGCGACCCCCUACACUGACUGUGUCAGAAGCAAGUUACCGGAGUGAGAGAGUAGAAGAGAAGGGAACAACUUAUCCUUCAGAAAUUCUCAAAGAAGAUUCUACAACUUUUGCAAAAAGAGAGAACAGUGUAACAACUGAAAUUCAGCUUCCUUCUCAAAGUCCUGUGGAAGAACAACGCCCAGCCUCUUUGUCUUCUCUGCGUUCACUGAGCACACAAAUGGAGUCGACUCGUGUUUCAGCUUCUCUCCCCAGAAGUUACCAGAAAACUGAUACAGUCAGGUUAACAUCUGUGGUCACACCAAGACCUUUUGGCUCUCAGACAAGGGGAAUCUCAUCACUCCCCAGAUCUUACACGAUGGACGAUGCUUGGAAGUAUAAUGGAGAUGUUGAAGACAUGAAGAGAACUCCAAACAAUGUGGUCAGCACCCUUGCACCAAACUCGGAUGCAAGCCAACUGGCUUCAAGCUCAUCUAGCCAGAGAGAGGUAGCAGCAACAGAAGAAGAUGUGACAAGGCAGCCCUCUCCUACAUCCCCCUUCUCAUCUCUUUCCCAAGACCAGGCUGCCACUUCUAAAGCCACAUUGUCCUCCACAUCUGGUCUUGAUUUAAUGUCUGAAUCUGGAGAAGGGGAAAUCUCCCCCCAAAGAGAAGUCUCAAGAUCCCAGGAUCAGUUCAGUGAUAUGAGAAUCAGCAUAAACCAGACGCCUGGGAAGAGUCUUGACUUUGGGUUUACAAUAAAAUGGGAUAUUCCUGGGAUCUUCGUAGCAUCAGUUGAAGCAGGUAGCCCAGCAGAAUUUUCUCAGCUACAAGUAGAUGAUGAAAUUAUUGCUAUUAACAACACCAAGUUUUCAUGUAAGGAUUCAAAAGAGUGGGAGGAAGCCAUGGCUAAGGCUCAAGAAACCGGACACCUAGUGAUGGAUGUGAGGCGCUAUGGAAAGGCUGGUUCACCUGAGACAAAGUGGAUUGAUGCAACUUCUGGAAUUUACAACUCAGAAAAAUCUUCAAAUCUAUCUGUAACAACUGAUUUCUCCGAAAGCCUUCAGAGUUCUAAUAUUGAAUCCAAAGAAAUCAAUGGAAUUCAUGAUGAAAGCAAUGCUUUUGAAUCAAAAGCAUCUGAAUCCAUUUCUUUGAAAAACUUAAAAAGGCGAUCACAAUUUUUUGAACAAGGAAGCUCUGACUCGGUGGUUCCUGAUCUUCCAGUUCCAACCAUCAGUGCCCCGAGUCGCUGGGUGUGGGAUCAAGAGGAGGAGCGGAAGCGGCAGGAGAGGUGGCAGAAGGAGCAGGACCGUCUACUGCAGGAAAAAUAUCAACGUGAGCAGGAGAAACUGAGGGAAGAGUGGCAAAGGGCCAAACAGGAGGCAGAGAGAGAGAAUUCCAAGUACUUGGAUGAGGAACUGAUGGUCCUAAGCUCAAACAGCAUGUCUGUGACCACACGGGAGCCCUCUCUUGCCACCUGGGAAGCUACCUGGAGUGAAGGGUCCAAGUCUUCAGACAGGGAAGGAACCCGAGCAGGAGAAGAGGACAGGAGACAGCCACAAGAGGAAGUUGUUCAUGAGGACCAAGGAAAAAAGCUGCAGGAUCAGCUUGUUAUUGAGCGAGAGAGGAAACGGGAGCAAGAGCUUCAGGAAGAGCAAGAGCAGAAGUGGCUUCAGGCUGAGGCUGAGGAGCAGAAGCGCCCUGCGGAGGAGCAGAAGCACCAGGCAGAGAUAGAGCGGGAAACGUCAGUCAGAAUAUACCAGUACAGGAGGCCUGUUGAUUCCUAUGAUAUACCAAAGAGAGAAGAAGCAUCUUCAGGUUUUCUUCCUAAUGACAGGAGUAAAUCCAGAUCUACUACCGAACUAGAUGAUGACUCCACAAAUAAAAAUGGAAGCAAUAAAUAUUUCGACCGAAUUGGGAACACAACCUCUUCACAGAGGAGUUCCAAGAAAGAACAAGUACCAUCAGGAGCAGAGUUGGAGAGGCAGCAAAUCCUUCAGGAAAUGAGGAAGAGAACACCCCUUCACAAUGACAACAGCUGGAUCCGACAGCGCAGUGCCAGUGUCAACAAAGAGCCUGUUAGUCUUCCUGGGAUCAUGAGAAGAGGCGAAUCUUUAGAUAACCUGGACUCCCCCCGGUCCAAUUCUUGGAGACAGCCCCCUUGGCUCAAUCAGCCCACAGGAUUCUAUGCCUCUUCCUCCGUGCAAGACUUUAGUCGCCCACCACCUCAGCUGGUGUCCACAUCAAACCGUGCCUACAUGCGGAACCCCUCCUCCAGCGUGCCCCCGCCUUCAGCCGGCCCCGUGAAGACCUCCACCACAGGUGUGGCCACCACACAGUCCCCCACCCCGAGAAGCCAUUCCCCUUCAACUUCACAGUCAGGCUCUCAGCUGCGCAGCAGGUCAGUCAGUGGGAAGCGCAUAUGCUCCUACUGCAAUAACAUUCUGGGCAAAGGAGCCGCCAUGAUCAUCGAGUCCCUGGGUCUUUGUUAUCAUUUACAUUGUUUUAAGUGUGUUGCCUGUGAGUGUGACCUCGGAGGCUCUUCCUCAGGAGCUGAAGUCAGAAUCAGAAACCACCAGCUGUACUGCAACGACUGCUAUCUCAGAUUCAAAUCUGGACGGCCAACUGCCAUGUGAUGUAAACCUCCAUACGAAAGCACUGUUGCAGAUAGAAGAAGAGGUGGUUGCUGCUCGUGUAGAUCUAUAAAUAUGUGUUGUAUGUCUUUUUUGCUUUUUUUUUUUUUAAAGAAUAACUUUUUUGCCUCUUUAGAUUGCAUAGAAGCAUUGUAGUCUUGGUAGAACCAGUAUUUUUGUUGUUUAUUUAUAAGGUAAUUGUGUGUGGGGGAAAAGUGCAGUAUUUACCUGUUGAAUUCAGCAUCUUGAGAGCACAAGGGAAAAAAUAAGAACUUAAGGAUAUUUUUGAGGCAGAUAAUGAUCUAGUUUGACUUUCUAGUUAGUGGUGUUUUGAAGAGGGUAUUUUAUUGUUUUUUUAAAAAAAGUUCUUAAACAUUAUUUGAAAUAGUUAAUAUAAAUACAUAAUUGCAUUUGCUCUGUUUAUUGUAAUGUAUUCUAAAUUAAUGCAGAACCAUAUGGAAAAUUUCAUUAAAAUCUAUCCCCAAAUGUGCUUUCUGUAUCCUUCCUUCUACCUAUGUAUUCUGAUUUUUUAAAAAUGCAGUUAAUGUACCAUUUAUUUGCUUGAUGAAGGGAGCUCUAUUUUCUUUACCAGAAAUGUUGCUAAGUAAUUACCGAUAGAAAGCUGCUUAUUUUCAUUAAUGAAAAAUAACCAUGGUUUGUAUACUAGAAGUCUUCUACAGAAACUGGUGAGCCUUUCUGUUCAAUUGCAUUUGUAAAUAAACUUGCUGAUGCAUUUAAGGAAUGGGUUGUCUUUUUCUUCUGUGUAUGUGUCUGACCUCAGGCCAUUUAGUCAUAUUUCAGUAUGUGGCCUUUUCGUAAAGCUACGUUUUAUUCAGUAGCUUUACUAAGGUAUAACUGAUGUAAUACACUGCACAUAUUUAAAGUGUAUAAUUUGACAAAUUUUGACGUAGUGUAUACCUUCGAAACUAUGCCACAGUCUGGAUGUGUUUACUGAAACAUUUUAAUAAGGAACUUUAGUUUUGAUAAAGUUAUGUUUUUGGAUACAUUUGUAUGGUGAGGGUGAUGAAUUGUUGGAUCAUUUGAAUAAAGUCUUUUCUUUUACUACCCCCAUGAUAAAAGGAGAAGACAACAGUGAGCUUAGAAUAUCUAUAAAGCAAAAAGUGUAGUCUCUUGUUUAAAAAAUCUGGAGCGUGAAUGCAAGGAUACAAAACUUUAACAUGCUUUGAGCAAAAAUUUAAACUUACUGGAAUCUCUUAUAAUAACAUAAGUGGAAUGGAUGUUUCUAGGAACUGAGAACUGUAUUGGAAUAGAUUCAAAAUAUAUAAGAAAUGUUAAUGUGGGAGAUAAAAAUUUUAUUUAGUACUUAUUCUGAUUAUUAUUAAAGUAAUAAUGUGUUCCUUGAGGAUAACUUGUCAAAUGCCCCAAAGCAUAAAGAAUAUAAUUCUGAAUCCCAAAUUCCAAAGACAAGAGCUCUGUCUUUGAAUUCAUUCUGCAUAUAAUUAUUUAUAAGUAUGAAUUGUAAAUUUUUCCGUGUUCUUAAAAUAUUUUUGUCUUUUUUCAUGGUUGCAUAGUGCUCCAUUGUUUGGCCUUGGUAAUAUUUAGUUGAUAAUUCCAUCACUGUGUAUUUUUCAGUUGUUUCUAAGAUCAAACAUUUUAAUAUGUGCAUGUUAUGUGUAAAUAUGUAAAUUCUGUGAUACUCUAUGAUCAUCUCUUUCUUUAUAUUAUUUUCAUAGACAUAAAAAUGUUGCUCAGAGAUUAUGCAUCUUAAGACACUCAUAGUAUAUAUUGCCAAAGUGGUUUCCAGAAAGGCACUGCUGGCUUCGACUCCUAUAAGCAGCACAUGGACUUUGUCCAUCUCACUGCAUGUUCGUGAAGAUACAUUUCUUUUGCCUUGUUCUCUGCCUGGCGUAUAUGCAGAGGCAGCCCUCAAUAUGCAGUGGUUGAAUAAAUGAAUGAAGAAACCACUAUCAA